Messenger RNA from Lindgomyces ingoldianus, 2031 nucleotides. RefSeq lists its product as uncharacterized. The record is from RefSeq and is a predicted model, not a curated record. Bases 1 to 2031 code for a protein of 676 amino acids. Lineage: Eukaryota; Fungi; Ascomycota; Dothideomycetes; Pleosporales; Lindgomycetaceae. The transcript is spliced from 17 exons.
AUGGUCCGCGCUGGUGAAUGUAACACGACCUGUUGCCACGACCAUGGUUCCACUACAAGCACGAAGUACCUGGUCAUCGAAGACUCCAACUCGGGCGCUAUGAAUCAUGAUGCUAAAUCCGCUCCAAGGAUGCGAAGGAAGCAGCCUCUCCGAGCGGAACGGCCCACCGCGAUUGCAAAAGAGACGCCUCAACACGACACAUUGCCUCAUAGCCCUCUCAUCUUCGCUUCCUUGAAGGAUUUGGAAUUGCGUUCUGCCAGCCCAAUACGUCGAGGCGCCAUCAUCCGUGCCUUAAAACGGUUCUCUAUCCACACCACUGCUCCGGGCGAAUCGCUGAAGAGAAUGCUAGUGCUGGUGUGUACUUGCAGGUACAAACGCCCAGUCAAAGACGAGGUACCCAUAUCCCCUGGCCGCCCAACCUUAAUUCUCACUUUCCCCACAAUGUACAAGUGCAGAUCCUUACAGAUUCUCAACGCUGGCGCCGCGUGCGUGAUGCGAUCGCAGCGCGAUAUGAUGUUCGCAUUCGUGUUAACCGACAGUCCUUUCCUCUUCAGAGACGCAGAAGCGCAAGCCGUUUGCAAAUCCAACGCAAGCCAACGCCAUCAGCAAGCCACUAACCUCGAGACAAAGUCCGCAGGCAAAGCGUCUGUGUGUGAGCCUCCGCCGAUAUCGCCCCAUCAUGUCUUCACUGACUGCCGCCGGCUCAUGGACGAUCACUCUUCGACAAAUACGAAUAUCGCUCUGUUUCUCUUUUCCACCAUCGAUAAUCUAGUUGCCGCGAAUCAACCCGACCUAAGUUACAAUCAGUUCACAUCAUCGAAAUUUUUACCCAUUGUAAUUUCAAGAUUCAGUAUUUGCGGAGUUGGUAUUCAAGCCUCCGAGGUAGGUGCCCCAGAGGAUUGUGGGGUCACUCUUCCCAUCCCAGGUUUGGUUGUUCUCGCCAUCUAUUCAGAUGAACUGGUUCAUUGCUCGAAUAUGCAAAAGCUGGGAAAUGCGGAGAAUGUGGAGGGGCGAAGUGGUGGCUAUGUCACGGCAGCUGAACCUAGCGUUGCCGUACGUGGUGUCACCCAGCGCAAUAUGCUCUUCCCUGGAUUUACCUUCGGAGAGGAGGGGAGGGGUUCCGUCAACGAGGAUGCCAGAUGCGAAAAUGAUACCUCUAGCGACAAACCACCAACACAUGUUGCAACUCAAUUGACGAGCAAAGUUGGGCGUGAUUAUGAAACUGGGCUCGACCUACCAUACUCACCGAACAUACAUUCGCUUGUGCUUCAGCUGCGAUACGAAUGGCAAACGAGACAACGUGUCAUGAGACUUAGGACCUGGACUCUAUCUGACCCAAGUCGCCGCCAGGUGUCGCGCGAACAGUUGGCAGGUUGCGGCCAACGAGGGAAGGAAAAUAUAGGGUGCAUGGCAGAUUGGGAGGUGCUUUGCAGCAGCGCGCCGUUGCCCUCCUUUCUAUCCACUCCUUCUCAACGACUCAACUACACUAAUACCUUCAAUACAUACAUGAGCACCCCCCCAACCAGCCCUGCCAAGCCUAAUAAUAUUUUGGAGCUUGCAGGGCAAGAUCCUACACAUGAUCUGAAACAUGCACUGCAAGCAUCAAUGAACUAUGGAAGGGUGGUCUCGACGUCUGAAGUUCUUAUCAACGAGAUAAAAGGUCCUAGAGAGCUUCAGUUUCUGGUCAGGGGAAGAAGAGACGGAAGGAGAGAGCCCGAUUCGGAUGUGGUCCCCAAGGUACCAAGUACCAGAAUAGGAUUUGUACCAAUGUACAUAUACCUACCUGCCUACCUCCCUGCCUUUGCACUUCGUGCCGAAGCUUCGAUGCCUACAUACACCCAUCCGCAUUCUUUCCUAGUCUGUCGCGAUCCACAGUGCCGCAUCGUGACACACUACCACAUUUGCCCACGUGCUCCAAACUCCAUUAACUCAGCUCGACUAAGUCCAACCCAAGUCCAACCCUCCACAUGGCAGCACAUACAACUAUCUACUAACAAUAUACUCCAGACCUUCCACCAAACCUUCUCCUAA